AUGAAGUUCAACAUCGCAAAUCCAACGACUGGGUGCCAGAAGAAGCUCGAAAUAGAUGAUGACCAGAAACUCCGAGCUUUCUUUGACAAGAGGAUCUCACAGGAGGUCAGUGGAGAUGCACUGGGGGAGGAGUUCAAGGGCUAUGUAUUCAAGAUUAUGGGAGGCUGUGACAAGCAAGGUUUUCCAAUGAAGCAGGGAGUCCUGACUCCAGGGCGUGUUCGUCUUUUGCUACAUCGAGGGACUCCUUGCUUCCGAGGAUAUGGUAGGCGAAAUGGAGAGCGCCGAAGGAAAUCUGUGCGCGGGUGUAUUGUUAGCCCUGACCUCUCUGUUUUGAACUUGGUCAUUGUUAAAAAGGGUGAGAAUGAUUUACCUGGACUGACUGAUAUUGAGAAACCAAGGAUGAGAGGUCCCAAGAGGGCAUCAAAGAUCCGGAAACUCUUUAACCUAUCCAAGGAAGAUGAUGUCCGGAAGUAUGUUAAUACUUAUCGCCGCACCUUCAAUACCAAAUCUGGGAAGAAGGUCAGCAAGGCUCCUAAAAUACAAAGGCUGGUAACUCCCUUGACUCUGCAAAGGAAGCGAGCUAGGAUUGCUGACAAGAAGAAGAGGAUUGCAAAGGCCAAAUCUGAGGCAGCUGAGUACCAGAAGCUUCUCGCCACCAGGUUGAAGGAGCAGCGGGAACGGCGUAGUGAGAGCUUGGCAAAGAAGAGGUCCAGACUCUCUGCAGCUUCUAAGCCAUCUGCCAUUGCGUAG
Messenger RNA from Ilex paraguariensis (yerba mate), 750 nucleotides. Lineage: Eukaryota; Viridiplantae; Streptophyta; Magnoliopsida; Aquifoliales; Aquifoliaceae. The record is from the annotation of a GenBank genome assembly.